AUGUCGGGCAGAGCGUCACCACUCCGAAUAAUCUGGCACCGGUGCCCUAGUGCCUGUACGGUUACCACAGUACGCCCCGGAUUUCAGACAUAUUUCUCUUCAUCAUGGCGCUCCUUCGCCUCGAAGGCUCCUCGUUCUGCACCGGCUCCUAAACCUCAAAAACGUCCCGCGACUUCAAGGUCCCAAUUCGACCAACUACCUAAGAAUCUACAACCAAAGACAGGAGGACUUGGAAGGCUGUUCAGCAGAGUUGCACGCGAAGGCGAAGUGACGCUUUUCCAGUCGCGCUCGCAGCGCAGCUAUUAUUUCAGUGCAUAUGGCCUGUCGGCAUUCUGCUUCGCGUAUGCGGUCUAUAACUCCAACGCCGUUUUCCGAGACCCUGUCACGGUCCUGCCCAUGUGGCAGCAGGCGCUUUUUGGUGGAAUUUGUGUAUCAAUGAGCGUCAUGGGCACCAUCUUCCUCGUCCGGACGGGCAACAUGAUCCAAAGCAUCAAGGCGGUCCACUCCCAAGGUCAGCCCCGGAUCCGCUUCCAGGUCCGAAGCAUGUUGCCGUUUAAGAAGUUCCACUUUGAGGUUGCGCCAUCCCAGGUCCAUAUUUCCAAGAAGCUUGUAGUGUCGGCGGAGUCUGCAGCUCGCUUUGAAAGUGAUGCCAGGAAGCUCCUCGGCGGGUCAAACGAACCAAUGCCCAGCUUUGUCAAGGCUCCGGUUGCGAGAAUAAGUCACGGGGUCUGGAGAAUUUUCUUGUCUGUGCGGCAGAUCUUCACCAGUGAAGACUUUAUUCUCAUCAAGGUCGACGGUCAGAGGGGCAACUUCCGGAUGGACUCAAAUGGCUUCGUUGACCGGGAUUUUCUCCUUCUGGGGAACCCAGUGAAGAUGAGUAACAGCGCUUGA
Molecule: messenger RNA, 891 nt
Organism: Penicillium canariense
Lineage: Eukaryota; Fungi; Ascomycota; Eurotiomycetes; Eurotiales; Aspergillaceae
Exons: 1
Coding region: 1-891 (296 amino acids)
Source: RefSeq, a predicted model, not a curated record